Molecule: messenger RNA, 1734 nt
Organism: Micropterus dolomieu (smallmouth bass)
Lineage: Eukaryota; Metazoa; Chordata; Actinopteri; Centrarchiformes; Centrarchidae
Gene: snx5
Product: sorting nexin 5
Exons: 13
Coding region: 203-1402 (399 amino acids)
Biological process (GO): pinocytosis
Cellular component (GO): endosome
Molecular function (GO): phosphatidylinositol binding; dynactin binding
Source: RefSeq, a predicted model, not a curated record
AUUUGUAAAGUCGAUGUGUCCACUCAAAUUCCCUUUAAGGUGGAGUUUAAUCUUUCAUCGUCAGGAUGGGGGCGACAAAGGAACGAUUUGACAGCUCGUCAGGCAGCAGAGGGAGAACUUCCUGCAUAUAACGUUAGUUUAUAGCUGGUGGUUUUGUUAUUUGCGUUGUUGGUCUUGCUAUUCCGUCGACUUCAAUCCCGUCAUGACAUCCACAUUAGACGAAAGCAGCAAGGAAAAGAUGCGUGCUGUGUCUGUGGAUCUAAACAAUGACGCCUCUCUUCUCAUUGACAUUCCUGAUGCACUCUGUGAAAGGGACAAAGUCAAGUUUACUGUCCAUACAAAGACCACACUUAGCUCUUUCCAGAAGCCAGAGUUCUCCGUUCCCAGGCAGCAUGAAGACUUCAACUGGCUACAUGACACUCUGGUUGAGACAGAGGAAUAUGCUGGGCUCAUCAUUCCUCCAGCGCCCCCAAAGCCUGACUUUGAGAGCCCAAGAGAGAAGAUGCACAAACUGGGGGAAGGUGAAGCCACCAUGACCAAGGACGAGUACACUAAAAUGAAGCAGGAGCUGGAGGCUGAAUACCUGGCUGUUUUCAAGAAAACUGUUCAAGUGCAUGAAGUCUUCCUGCAGAGAUUGUCCUCUCACCCCGUUUUAAGCAAAGACAGAAACUUCCAGAUUUUCUUAGAGUAUGACCAGGAUCUGACUGUGAGAAGAAAGAAUGCCAAGGAAAUGUUUGGAGGAUUCUUUAAAAACAUGGUGAAGUCGGCCGACGAGGUCCUUAUCUCAGGAGUAAAGGAAGUCGAUGACUUUUUUGAGCAGGAAAAGACGUUCCUUCUCGACUACUACAGCAAGAUAAAAGAUUCCACUGCCAAAGCAGAGAAAAUGACUCGCUCACACAAAAAUAUUGCGGAUGAUUACAUUCACGUCUCUGCCACUCUGAACAGUCUCUCUGCUGAUGAUAGCACAGCAAAUAAGAAACACCUGGAGAAGUUGUCAGACCUGUUUGAGAAGCUCCGAAAAGUAGAGGGAAGAGUAGCAUCUGACCAGGAGCUGAAACUCACAGAGCUGCUAAGAUAUUACAUGAGAGACAUCCAGGCCGCCAAGGACCUUCUGUACAGGCGAGCUCGGGCAUUAGCUGACUAUGAGAACUCUAACAAGGCUUUGGAUAAGGCUCGACUGAAGAGCAAGGACAUCGCCCAGGCAGAGGAGUACCAGCAGCAGUGCCUGCAGAAAUUUGACAAGCUCUCAGAGUCUGGGAAGAAAGAACUCACCAGUUUCAAGGGCAGGCGUGUUGUUGCCUUCAGGAAGAACCUCAUAGAGAUGGCUGAACUCGAGAUAAAACACGCCAAGAACAAUGUGAGUCUAUUGCAGGGAUGCAUUGACCUGCUCAAAAGCAACUGAUAUGUUUUCAAGUGUUCCUGUCCUACCAUCACCAAGUGACCAGUCAUAGCAAAUGGAAACCUGGCAUCCUCGGGGCCUUGCAUGGACAUGACUCCAAGCCCCAUCUCUGCUCCUACCCAUGGGUCUGAUGCCACUUAAAAACCCUGCUGGAGACUAAGUGUCUUGUUCGCAGAAUGUCUUCAUGUUUACAGAGUCCCUGUCCUCUGCUCCAUGAUCCAUCCUUUUCCAAUAUCUUUGGAAGUCUAACUCAUUGUGAGUGCCUCCAGAUAAUGAGGCUGCCAACAUUUAAGGUCUUCGUUUCCUUUGCAGCACCAGUAGAGGUGAUUUUCUCC